Messenger RNA from Saccostrea cuccullata (small rock oyster), 2327 nucleotides. RefSeq names its product nuclear receptor ROR-alpha A-like. Gene Ontology annotation, molecular function: nuclear receptor activity; zinc ion binding; RNA polymerase II cis-regulatory region sequence-specific DNA binding. Gene Ontology annotation, biological process: cell differentiation; positive regulation of transcription by RNA polymerase II; negative regulation of transcription by RNA polymerase II. The record is from RefSeq and is a predicted model, not a curated record. NCBI's taxonomy places the organism in Eukaryota, Metazoa, Mollusca, Bivalvia, Ostreida, Ostreidae. Bases 96 to 2147 code for a protein of 683 amino acids. The transcript is spliced from 10 exons.
GAGAAGGGCAAAAAAGCUGAGGAUCACUGCUGAAAUCUGUCAAGCUUUCUGGUGUUUAUACGGAGUGUACAUGUACAAUAGUUUUGGAGAGAGGCAUGAAGGCUGCUACAGUACAGCUGGACUUCAUGGACAAUGCCAAUGAAAUUCUACACCCCAAGAAAUACUUCUCACAUCUGUAUCAAGGAAGUAUACCAGAAGUAUACAGUACGCUGCCUCCAACCAGACCUCAUGAACUAGUGACCAGAACUGAAGGUCUGUGUAAAACAAAGUCAUCGCUAGGGUUCCGAUAUGGCCUAAGUGUCGGUCAACUUAUAGAAAGGAUCAAUAAAAAAGUUGAAGUCAACGAAUUGUGUAUUAGUAUAAGAGAAAAUGGAAUAAGACCUACAAGUCCACCGCCUAUAGAAAGCUUAAGCACAUCUGUAACAGACAUAAAAUCAUUACUAUCCAUAGAGAAUGAAGAUGUGUAUAAGUUUGAGUGCCAGGUUAAGGAAGCAGAUAGUACCAUUGCAUUGAGUGAGACAUCACUGAAAAAAGAGAGACGGUGGGCGUUAGGGACGCAGAAUCCAUGUCAGGUCUGUGGGGAUAAGGCAGCAGGAUUUUAUUGUGGAGCAUUCGUCUGUGAGGCUUGCAAGAAAUUUUUCAUGAGAGCUUCAAGGCAGCAGAAAAUGAAAUACACCUGCCUCAAGGACAAAAACUGUAAAAUUACAAAAGAGUCGCGAGUCCAAUGUCAGUACUGCAGGUUCCAGAAAUGUCUCUCUUUUAACAUGAGUAUUCCAGGUCAGAAAGAGAGUAUAGACAGGAAAGAAAAUGGUAUCAGUAACAUUCCAUGUCAGGUGUGCAGCGCUUCAUCCUCAGGGUUCCAUUUUGGUGCAAUAACAUGUGAAGGAUGUAAGGGAUUUUUCAGACGUAUAGCUAAAGAAAAUGGAAGGAAACAGUUCCACUGCUCAAAAUCUAGGAAUUGUGAAGUCACCUCAGGAACAAGAAAUACAUGCAGGGCCUGUCGCUACCAAAAGUGUCUUGAUAUUGGAAUGUCUGUAGAAGCAAGCAGAAUAGGAAGACAGCCAAAUUCAGUGAAGCAUGCCAUCAACCUUGAACUUCAAAAAGGAAAGAGUUCAGAUUCUGCUGGUGUAAGCGAUAGGAAGGUCAUAGAUUUCAAGAGUUUAAAUAACCCGGAUAUGGACUUCUUCACCUCACCUCCUUCUGUCGACGCUGAUGUAGAAAUCUCAGGAAAUGAUCCAGAACAGACUUUUACCUAUAAAUCAGUGGAGAUAACUGAAUCAACAGAAAGUAAUAUAGGGCAGAGUAUAAGAGUUAAAGAUGAACCGGAAGAUUCUGAUGUAAGAUGGAGCAAAAGUUCUUGUGUACAAGUAAAAUCAGAUGGUUAUGACAGUAGCUGGUUCCUGAGUUGUGAGGUUAAUACAUCUUCAAAGAUAGAGCAGUUUGACAGAAUGAAACAAAAUAUUGAAGACAUCGACACAGCAUUACAAAAAGUUGGAUCUAGAGAUGGAUAUGAUGAAAUUUUUCAACAAGGCUUUGAUUGCAAGACUGCAGUUUGGAAAAUAAUAAAUGAUUUAUUCACCUAUAAUGCCUCACAAAUUGUAGUUGCAUUAAAAAUGUUCCCAGCCUUUAGAAUCCUGGAUUUGGAUGACAGAAUAGCUUUGGUCCAAGAUUGUUUAUACUCGGUGGGAAUAUUAAAUCUGUCACGUAGAUUUAAUAUGGAGACUAAGGAUUACUGUUUCUUUGGCUGCACAAAGUAUGAAGAGAAGAUAAUCCUUGAUUGCUUCCCAGAAUUCAAAGCUGUUUCAGAAGAUCUGUUAUACGUGGGGAAUUUAUUGAAGACAGUAGCAUUUGAUGAAGUGGAAAUAACAUGCUUGACCGGGUUACUGACCUUCAAUGCAGAUGCACUGAGUCUAAAGAAAAGAGAAAGUGUUGAAGAGGCACAGAAGAAUUUAAUGUCCUUCCUAGAAGAAUAUGAGGAAAAAAAAUUUAAUAAUUGGGAGCUGCGAUUUGGCAUGUUGGUUUUGCGCAUUGGCGAACUCAUUGGUUUAAAUCAACGGCAUAUUACCACCAUGUCAAAAAUAUUCCAAUCCAAUCCAGACUUAGAAAUUUCUCAACUGAUGAAGGAACUUUACAAGUAUUUCAAAUAAAAGAUUUCCGUUUUUAAACAAAAUUACACUUGCUAUGUUAACUACUGAUUAAUAUUUAUUUAGAGAUAAGAUUUUUAGUUUUCAAUUUGUGCUGAUUAUGAUUUCUUUGUUGUACCUUACCUCAGUUUAUUUAAUUCUUUAUUACCUGUACAGCUAUAUGCUUACCAUUACAUUCAUUUC